AUGGUCAACAUGAUCGAAGAAACGCCGAUGAACGCCACUGCGCUCCUUCUUCAAACCCGCACAAGCAGCACCGACAGCAGCGUCUCUCCCAAGCCGCGUUGGUCGAAGGGCGCCCCUCCCACGUGCGAAAACACAGAACCGAACAAGCCGGCUCCCGCUGCACCUGUUUCAUCGACGUCCUCGUGUGACGACGACGAGCGUUCGCCGAACACCACCAAGCUCUUGCUUGAGAGCCACACCAGCACCGACGGCCACAUAUCGCCCAAGCCCCGCUGGACGCGAGGAAACCCGAACACCGAACCCGACACUGGAGCUGACGGUGAUAAGCUGGACGAGUCCUCCUCCUCUUCCUCUACCACUGCCACAGUCGCAUCAUCCGAGGACGGACGAGAGGAACCCUUGCCGACCUCGCUUCGACCUGGCGGCCGCAGCAGCAACGCCUCGGGCAGCAGCUGUGGCGACCGCAAGUGGUACAUGGCCUGGAGGUGGUUGCUCGAGGACGAGGCUGCCAGCGAGCCAAGACUGCAGAGGCCAACCGAGGCCGAUCCUGCUGUGCUGCCGAAGCUGAUGGACGCCGAGCGGCAGCUGCUGUGCCGCAACGUGGAGCUCAGGUUGCUUGAGGUCGGUCGGCAUUCUACGGACAUCCCCGCACUGGUUGAGGAAUACCUCCGGUUCAUGUUCCUUCGGAAGAGGCUCGAGGGCAUGCUCACUCUCGACCCUUCCCCUCUGGUGGACGUUGUCUGGCAGGCGCACAUCACGUCGGACAGGGAGUACGCCGCGUUCUGCGAGCGCACAUUCGGAGGGGAAGGGCUAGAGUGUGGGGUACCGCACAGGGAGGUCGACGCCUCGCAGCCCAUGCUGUACGAGAACACGGUCGGCGCUUACGAGCACUUCUUCGGCGCCGUUGCCCCUUUUGAGUGCUGGCCUGCCCCCGCGGUGGUUGUUGGAGGUGCGUGUACCGCGCUGGAUGGUAAGGGAGAGGAAGAAGAGGCACCCGUGGAUGUCUCGGGAAGGCGAACCGCUUUCGUCCGCACGGAGGAGAGGAAGGUUCAUUUUGCCGAGGAAGACUGA
This is a messenger RNA of Ectocarpus siliculosus, 1071 nucleotides long. Lineage: Eukaryota; Phaeophyceae; Ectocarpales; Ectocarpaceae. The record is from the annotation of a GenBank genome assembly.